Spirometra erinaceieuropaei is the source of this 19923-nucleotide messenger RNA. NCBI's taxonomy places the organism in Eukaryota, Metazoa, Platyhelminthes, Cestoda, Diphyllobothriidea, Diphyllobothriidae. The record is from the annotation of a GenBank genome assembly.
AUGCUGUCUGAAUACUUUCCAGACGCGUGUGGCGGUGUAAUAAAUGCUGCCAAUGGGACGGUUCAAACACCCGGCUAUCCCAGCGAAUAUCCCCCGAACAAAAACUGCAUCUGGAAGAUUGUUGCCGCUCCCAAAUCAACAAUCUUCCUGAAUUUCACCCACUUUGAUCUCGAGGGCAAGAACGUAAGUCGUUGCGGAUUCUGCAUUCUAAGACAUUAAAAUUGGUUUAAACAGACUGAAUUGUUCCAUCAACUCCGCCACUCUCCAAUAUGAACAAUUUUACGGAAUAUGUUUGCUCUGGAUGUAUGUGAAUUUUGGUCACUGAGCCGACAUUGUGAAGUGAAAUAAUGGAAAUAGAUUGACAACAAACUUUAUGGAGCUGCAAAUGCAGCCAUCCUCGAACUAACUGCUAUUCGGAAAAGGCACCUUUUUUCUGUGUUAUAAGUAGGAAAGUCUACCGUAAACUGCCGAUCUUCCAAAAAUGAUCGGAGCUUUGACGCUGCGUUCGCAGACUUCGGCUAUUGUUGCACGUGGCACGCAAACACUGAUUGUGAUAUUACUUCUUUUACAAAAAGCUCGGCCUCUGGCUCUCACAUGUAUGACCUCUUAUAAGAAAUGAGAGUAUUUGUUCCAGCGUAUUCGAGUGCAGGGCUUUCCUAUGUAACAUUAAUCAAUCGUGGGCGUGUGAGCUAUUCCCUGUGGACAACGAUUAGCCCAACACUUUUCAGUCGUAUUGUUUCAUCAUAUUCAUAUUACAACGGGAGACCGGGAUGACUAUUUCUGGCUUAUUGGCCGUCAUCAGCCAGUCAUACCCAAUCCCAAGCGUGGAUUAUCUGAGAUUCGGACCCGGUAUUUUUGGUCAUGGAGAUUGACACUCAACCAUUGAGCCACGGACCCAUUGUUCUAUCGGUUGUGAUCGGGAAUAUCAAUUAUGACAGAUGCGCGCCCACUGAUCAGGUUACGGAACAAGCAUGUUCCGUUAUGCAAUCUGUGAGCGCCCAAAUGUCAUAAUGUGAAUGUAUGUCAGCGCAAAGCAAACAUUAAAAUACUGUUGAAAUCUCGGUAAAGUGGCUCGUGAUUGCAAAUUCUGCUGAUGUUUAGCAAACGUGGGACACCAAUUAUCUAAGAUUGUAUCUCCCGAUUCAUAGGCAAAACGAGCGUAUGACAUUCGAGGGGGGAAGUGCGCCGUCCCCGGCUGUAUGUAAAAAGCCGUGCAAAACACUAGCUUUUGCGUUACAUGGAAUUAAUCCGUUGAAGUUAUUCUCGCAGAAACCCCUACUUAUGUAAAAGUUUGAUGAAAUUACGACUGAAAUAAAAACAGUUAGGAGAUUACUAAUUUAGACAAAAGUAGUACUUACAAAUGGCAGCGUAGUUAGUAUAUGUUUUCUCUUCCUAGACUCCAAUGAGUUGCAAAUCUAGCAAAAUGCAUUACAUCUCAUAUCUAAGCAAGCAAAUUACUAAAACGCGUCUUCAUUCCGAUCAAAACGUCUCUCAGUGUGCCAAACCACUGCUUCCUGUAAAUUCCUUGGUAAUGAAAUAGUGUAUGUUCUUUAUAUUAUUCUGUAGUUUUCCAAACCGGUUCGGCAGACAAGAAAAAUAUGAUUUUAAAAAUUAUUCAAAUGAAUCGCUUUGUUGUAGAAGAUUUUAAGGCUAAGUUAUUAAUUGUAAAGCGGAAUUGUUUUAGGAAACGACAAUUCACAUUUCUGCUGCACAUUUCAGAUUUUUUUGUUUUUGGUUAAUUUCAUAAGCAUUUCAAACUCUACCUUCUGAACCAGGUAACUUUCCCGUCCCGACGUCUCGCCUAAACAAAACAAUAGACCGGUUUUCUAUAGUCUUUGCCUAUAAGUAACGAAUUUUCUAUGCGAUGGGAAUUUUUUCAAUGAGAGCUAUAGUCAUGUCUUUCAAAGACCUAUGACUGGGUGUGUAUUCAUUUGCCUGGCUUAACAAUUACCUGCCCGCGGAAGGGUUUUCCUCAUACGUGUAAGGGCAUAAAAUGGUUACACUCGGCAAGGACUUAUUCAGAAACCGCGUUCUUAAGAAGUUUGUUUGAGGGAAUUGUCAGCGGACUUGAUGCCAGUAAAUGCUGUCCCUAAACACGGAACGGACUUGUCUUCAAACUGAUUGGAUAGAUUAUCCGAAAAAUCUAGAAGAGGCAAGUGUCGCAACUUGGCUACGUUUGUCCAAAAAAAGUUCCAUCCAGCGCAAAUCAUUAUUACUGCUGUUUUUGCCUGAGACCCAACCGAGGAUGUGUCAUUAGAAGCUUAGGCACAAAUACUGCUUCGGUGGUCAGGUUUAAGAACUAUAUAGGUACUCUAAAUUUUGUGGCAAUGUACGUUUGUCCCCUUGAUUUUUGUUACGUUAAUAAGUAAUAUAUUUGUGCGGUCAUAGAAAGAUGCCAGUUUGUUCAUCCACGUUGCACUUCUGUAUAAGGGCAAUUAGUUCUUGCCCCAAUCAACAACUUCAGUAGAUCUAGUCUUUAUCAGCUAACGAAGGUUAAUUGCUUUAGUUCGACCUCUUUUUAAAUAAUUCAUUAUGUUCUGAUAAUUACUUUUUAUCUCACAGCAAAGGAACUCGUCCCGCGCCGCUCUCAUUCCUUACAAGUCAUUUGAAUUUUUUAGGCGUCAUUAUGUUUCCGAUGCACGUAAAGACGUACACUGACUAUUUUUUAAUUAAACCGGAAAUAGAUUCCUUUGGCAAUCAGGUACUUCAAUACAUCUACGGAAGGCAUAAAAUGUUGUCCUUUUUCUGGAUAGCCAUUCCAUUUAUUCAUUUCAUAAGCCCUUAUUCAGUUGUGAUUAGCUUUGCAUCCUAUCCUGUUUUUCUUGUUGCCAAAGGAUUGGGGCAGUUUAGCUCAAGAACCCCGGAGAAAUUUUCACUACUUGGGACAUCUUCAUAAUCAAUGACUUAGAAUCCAUCUGAAAUAGUGAGGCGGUUACCUUAACGACGAUGGUAGGUUGGGUCGUCCCGACUACCUUUUUUCUAAGUAAAAAAUAAUUAACUGCGCAAAUCCGAUUGGGGUUUUGGCAGUAAAAUGCAUAAAUAUAUAUCUGUUUAGAGCCAACUCCAAGACGGCUAUCCAGGAAUGAACCGUGAAAUGAACCGUUCGGUGCUACGUCACUGUUCAUUGUUCAACUUUUAUCCAGUCUGUCAUCAAUUAAUGACAAUAAAACUAUAUUAUCAUGCUCUUUAUGUGGCCUCAGUAGCACACUGACAUAUUUGGCCUUCCACAAUGCCUUCUGUUUAACAGACCCGUAAAUCUCUUCACCCGGCUGAUUUCUACUGGGUUACUUAACAAUGUCCAGCAUGAUUUUAUUACAGUUUUGCUUCUCUCUGAAGCCACUUCGUUAGUUAGAAAGACUCGAACCAGCGCAAGAUCACUGUUUACUUGGGGCGUAUGUUUGCCCGUGGGUUAAGAUGACCACAUUACAUCCGCGUUGGAGUAUGGCUGGCCGGCAAUAUCUAAUAAAAUUGGGGGAUCAGUCCAUCUUUGUCAGGACAUCUUUUGGUUAUUGACUCCCCGCUUCACCAUAUCUUUGGAUAAUAGGCAGUGCUUUUGGAAAGUAAUAGCGUUCACCGACGCCUGGGUUCUGUUUAAAAAUAACAAUAGUCCUGUGGCAGGGGCGUUCACUGAUCGUUCAUACGGAACUCACUCGUUCCGUUGUGCCUUAAGGGCUCUCUCUCUCUCGAGCCCAACCAGCAGCCGCACAACGGCGCAUGAUAUGUAGGCAGAAUGGCAUUACCGACGAGUGAGUUCCGUAUGAACGAUCGGUGAGCGCCCCUACCAUUGUAUAUUCCCCAUCGAAAACCGACAGGGCAACGGGCUCGUGGCGCAGUGGUUAGAGGCGUGGAUUUCUAACUAACAGGUCGCGAGUUCGAGGCUCGGGUGUUCCACACUUCGGGCUUGGGUAUGACUGGUUGACGAUGGCUAAUAAGCCAGAAAUGGCCAUUCCAGUCUCCCUUGUCUUUGUCGGUAAUGCCGUCCUGCCUAUAGUCCUUCUGUCCAUAAAUGAAGUCUUAAGACAACACUUGUUUAAUGUGUGGUUUUUGAGUGGGAAGGGACCAAAUCGUGCGGCAAAUCUAUACUUUCAUUUAACACACAAUGCGAAGUUAAUGUGGAAAACCGCGUGAAAAUUUUAAAACUGAACGAGAGUAGGCCUGCCCCACUUGUAAUCGCUGCCGCAAUCAAGGUCGGCGGUUAAAUCUCAAAGGUAGCAUAUAGGAUUUAUUAAUUAAUCCGAAAGCACCCACACUCUUUCCGCAUCAGGUCCUGUCGGCUGAUAGGCAAUAAACGCUGAUGCUGAUCUGAUCAUAGAUACUAUUGAAUGCAAACAGAAAACUGGACUCAAACGGAUCGAUCUGUAAUUCUAAAAAUCAACCCUCAAUAGCCGUCAAUAGUAAAUUUGAAACAGAUUUUGUUCCGGUCUCUCCCUUCCUUUACAAUUCUACCUUUAUGACUGCGCUCUUGAUCAUCAGCUCUGCCACCAAAUCCGUGAGCAUAUUUGCUUUAGUAAACCAAACAGCUUACUAUGCGCCUGUUCUAGGGCGAAUUACUACCGACAUACCAAACAACUCAAAGAUGUUAACAGGCCAUGUAUCCGAUCGUUUAGCGCGUGUUUGUGGUCCGCGUUUCAAACUUUCAUUGAAGUUAUUGCUGUCCAAAGGCGGAAUGAAUAAGUUUGAGGAAGUCUCAACCUUUUCUACUUUUCUCUGUGUACUUCACUUACUUAAUAAAUGUGUAUGAGUACUAAGAAUUGUAGAUACUUCUGUUCUUAUGAGAGUUCCUGUUAUAAGUAAGCGCUUUGUGAAUCCCACGAAUCCUUUCCUGCUAUAACCUGCUUUGCAGAAAUCCCAACUUUAAAAAUCAGGCCAGACUUAAGUAUGUAAUUGCAUGCCAACAUCUGUUCUUCAACCGUAAAACUUUCAGAAAGCCUGCAACUACGAUUUCAUCAAUGUGUACAGCGGCUCGCAGCAGAAUCAACAGAAGAUCGGUACGUUUUGUGGCAAAAACCUACCAGCCCCCAUCACCUCUCACACCAACGAGCUAAGCAUCGAAUUCUACACGGACGGUUCCGUUCAGAAAACUGGCUUCCGGGCAGUCUUCUUCACAGACCUGGACGAGUGUGCCGAAAACAACGGUGGCUGUCAACACAUUUGUCGCAAUACGAUUGGCUCUUACUACUGUGAAUGCAGACCCGGCUUCAAGGUCCACGGGCGUUUCAACUGCAAAGAGAGUAAGUCGCUGUGUAGACCCGUCCAAUCGUCCUUUAAGAUCUCAGCAGGGAUGUGAACCCAACCGCCAACAGACAAUAUUCGCCAUACUCGUUACCUUGGACCACAUUUUAUUAAUAUUUCGCUAAAGGAAACGACUUGAAAUGAAACUUUGUUUCCCUGUGUCCUAUUCCAGUGUGCAAGUUCCUUGCUAUACUGCAUGGUAACUUUUCCCUUGUAGGCAGGACAUGUUGAUAGAUUUGAUGUGCGAGUCAAGUAACUGGUCAAAAAAUUUGAUGGACUAAACCAGUUUUCUAGGCUAAACGAUUGCAGAAACCGGAUGUUAAAUAUUUCGGUGCUCAUUCUGUGCGACCAGUUACACAAGUUGACCAUCAUUCAUAAUUUAAAUAUCUGCUAUUCGGGUUCUUCCAGUCAUAACCCUACAUUCACGAAACGAGGGAAUUUGGAGGUAUAUAUACAUAUGUGGAAGGAGCUGGCAAAAUUCUCUGGGAAGUAUACAACUUAUUUCACAAAUUUAUGAUGCUGGUCUCCCAGCCCGCCGUCAGGCAAUGGAUGGUGCACAAAAGCAAUUAAUUUACCGUGUCUAGCAAGGCAUUCUACUGUUGGCCGACAUCUGUGCCAAUAAGCUCUAACUGUGUUCGUUUGAAUUUGUCCUUUGGGAUUUUGUAUGUGGCAUUUUAAUUCGGUAUGCCGACUGAUGCAUGCCUCAGCUGAGUGCAUUGUUUCCAAGAAUUUGCGGUCAUUCCUUAUAAGGCAGGCGCCGACAAUGUGAGCUUUCUCCCACGCGAAUUUGCGCACAGCGUCCAGCGCGUGCAUGGCCUCCUCUCUUCACCUCCAACUCAUGUUCAUGUAUCCGGGUUAAGUGUCUGUUUUAGCCAGAAUUGCUGGCACCACGCCUGGCACAUGGGAUACUGUCGGCAACAGCUUUUCAAUCGAGGUAAACAACCCUGUCCUUAGGAUAUACAAGCUGUGUAUAAGAUUUUUUCCGGUCGGUCGAUUAGGCAACUAUCUUACGCACACAGCUUCUACACUCUAAGUACAGGUUUGGCUACCUAGAUGGAAAAGUCGCUGCUUUCAAAUUCCCACGUUCCGGUCGUGAUGCCGUCUACCGUGGCUAAACUGGGAUGUAUGUCUCGACCCGAAUACACGAACAUUGGUUAGUGGUAAGGAAGAGGUCAUCUAUCCCAAGUGGUCUUGCACACACUGAACACUGUGUACAAAUUCGCUAGGAAGUAUAUUCGCAUUUUUGGUGCCUGCUCGAAAAGAAACGACCGUGAAUUCUUGGCGGCAGUGCACUCAGAUGGGGCAUGCAUCAGUCGGCAAAUCCAGUUAUAUACCACAUAUAAUGUUCAAGGGCAAAUUUGGACGAACACAGCCAAUCCCGACAAGACGACGCAAUGCUACUAACGAGUAUUGGUGCAGACGUCAGCUAACAGUAGAAUCCUCCGUUAAAAACGAUUAAUUACCUGUCUUUGUACACUACCCGUGGUCUGACAACUAGCUGGGGUACCAGUCUGGAAACUUACGCAAUAAUAAUUGUGUUAUUCUCAGAGAUGUUCGUUACUUCCUAGUAGAUAUAUGUGCAAUAAAGAUAACUGACGCUUACGUAGAUCACUUAUAUGUCAAAUAUAAGGAUGUAUGGGAGGAGAGGGGAUGAGGAAUGGGUGAUGGCAUAGUUACUCUCUUCUGUUUCACAUUAAUGCGAAACUUGAGUUGUAAAAUACAAACGAUCGAUUGUUCACAUGCAAUAAUAAAUUUAUUCGUUCGCAUCUGCUUGAAGUUUGGCGCUAUUCUCGCUCAUACUCGACCUGAAUAUAGCGGUUUUCUAUGGCUCCUUUUUCUAAGGAGACACCUAAAAUUGCCCUCCGCUUUCUUCUCUCAUAACUUUGGUUGGUCCGUACCUGCAUCAACUUCUGACGCCAAUUUUCUCCAAAAGUUUAUAUUUAUCAUCUUAAUUCAGGCCCAAUCAAUGCUUUAAUUCGUGAAACGAAGUUUUGUAAUAUUUGUCCCUUUGAAAACCCACAAAAAGCCUUUUUUAUGCUGUUGCCAGCAGUUUCAAUUUAUAGCGCUCAGAUAAUAUUUUAUCUGCAAGACUUAUCUUAAACUAGCAUUUAGUAUUUCUUUACCCUAAUCGUUAAUCUUUUCCGUUAAAUAUCGAUAAACCAAAGGCGUCACCUCAUAGUCCUAUCACCUUUUCAAUAGACUUCGUUCAUUCAUCACUGGCUAUCAACACCCAUACUUCAUUAGUUUGUUAAACUAGGGCGUGUUGUGAGAUAUAGUGCUUCUGUCAGUCCCAUCAUCUGCACUUUGGCGUAUUUUAGGACCAUAUACCAAUUCCUAAAAAAACAGUGAAAUGUUUUAGGCAGUGAACUUUUACUGCGGACAGGAGAACUUAAGGCUGACCAUCUAGCAGCAGAAUUAGGGAUGUUAAAAUUGACUGCUUUGCUUGCAAAUAACACGGCGACACUUUAUAUUAGUUGACCUCCGCCCUAGAGGUGAACAUUUAACAAUCAUUACGGCCCCAUUAACGUCUCCUUUCGAAAUGCUUCACUCUCGAAUAUGCAUGUCUCGUAAUCUUUGAUCAAAGUGCAGGCUUAAAUGGGCGUCAGACCCCCAGUCGACCCGGUCGACGCAGGAAACUUUGUUGCGCUCAGACAGCAGGCGCUCAACCACUUUCGCUGCACUCACAUUUACAGAAGGACGUAAGUUAAAAUGUCUAAUUCCGUUAACUUCAGUUCUGCGCAAGUUGCUAGGCACAGUUGGCGGUAAACAAAGCGGCGGGGAUCUAGUCAGUGAUCGCUGACCAUGUGUCCUAUUGCUUUUUCACAUGCUCCAAACCGUGGCCGACUAAAUUAGAAUUGUUGUUAAUUGAAACAAGCCAUGUUAGGAGCGAAUUACGUCCUCGUGAACAGGCACACAGGUUUGAUUGUUUUACUGUUCAAGUGCCUCCCAAGUAACUCCGUUGUGGCGCACUUUGGUUUGGAAAUACUGUUCUAUGUGACAAAUCAGCAACAAACGCAUUUUAGAUUAACAUUAACGAUAGUCUGAGCGAUGUUUGCAAUGUGACCUGCUGAAACCCUGACGCAGUCUAAGUAUACUUUUUUCUAACUUUAAACACUUAAGGCACCCAACUGCCCUGUCCGCACUUUGCCUCCAAAAACGAUUGUCGGCUCAUAUUUUCAUUCCUACUGCACCUACUUUAAAACCAGAAUCUACGGUGACACGUUUUCGUUCUUAGUUGGCAUAAGUGCCGGUUGUCAACAAGACAUAUCUGCACCCGAGGGCGAGCUGAGAACCCCUAACUGGCCGAGUGAGUACCCCGCCCGACAGAGCUGUAAGUGGAGAAUAACUGCUACGCCGGGACACAGAGUGAAGUUGGUGAGCAUAUUUUUCGUUGUCAUUUUUAGGACCUAUUUACAUCGACCGCUCUGUUUGCUGAUUGCUAUCAGUCUAUUUAUUUGUCCAGGUUAAGCGUGACAUCUGUUGGCUUUUACUGUUCAUGGUAUUAAUCUUAUUACGCGUUUAACUGAAUAAAAAGUGCGAGUCCACUUACAAUAUCUUCUUGAAAGAGAAGCGGUGCAUUUAAGGAAGCUAGCGUCAUUCGUUAGGAAUAAUAAUCUAUAUGACUGGGUACUCGGGUCCAAUGUCAAAGUCUUGCGGUAGCUGCCCAAUUCAUCAGUUUUAAUUGUUUGUCUGUCUUAUUUUUUGCGUACUUCUCGCAAUGAAGUUUGAAAACACUCCAAAACCACUCCCAUUGAUUACUGUGUCUAAGGAUAAAUGUUUAUUUUCCAAAUUUGACACAUUAUUGGUAUUCGGGGUUCAAUAGCUUCAGGACGAUUCCAUUAGACUGCAAACCGCCGCACAAAUAAAGGAGGAUCGACUUAUGGCGUACUUUAAAAGGCGGUUUUUAACUGUCAACCAUUAUUCUGAUUCACAGCUUAGUAACUGUAGGCAUUGCAAUUAUUACAAUUUAACACACCAAUUCCGCUUCAGAACAAAAUAUUUCUGGUGACUAACAUAUUUAAAGCUCGAACUCUUCGUAGACACUCUGACAGCAUUUGCUCGGUAUAUUGCCCCGUACUCUGAGGUGGCUCGUAGGCUUUUUCUCUAAUCUAUCUACUUCGCCAGUGCCUUUCGUUCGUUGUAGAAGCAUCGUCUCUGCAUCCCUUUAACUUUUUAAACAUUUUUGUAGGUAUUCGACGCCUUCGAAAUCGAGUCGCACCAGCAGUGCAUGUAUGAUCGUGUCGUGGCCUAUGAUGGUCUGACAACGGACGCCCCUCAACUCGGCCGAUUCUGUGGUAGUCGGAAACCGCCACCGAUACUAUCCACGCAAAACACCUUACUGCUGGCCUUUAACGCUGAUGGAUCUGUUCAGCGCAAAGGAUUUAGGGCACAACACUCGACCGGUAAAGCAAUGAAGUUGUUUUUACUCUGGGCUGCUUUUUCUACCAUGUACACAUUACAGAGUCUUCAGAUGCAGCUGGGGUCAUGAAAUGGCUGUCUCCUCUAUUUGUUCUCUCAGCUUAAACUGAAGAGAGUAAGCAAGCAAGCACCUUCUUUCAACUUGAUUAAACAACAACCUUCGGCGUGUACAUGAGUUCAAGUAAAAGUCAGUCAACAAGCGACGAAGGAGUUUAUUGGAUGACCUAAUAACCUUGGGCAAAAGUAAACAAUAUUUCAAAAAUUGGGCAAUGACCAUGCCUAUCCGUUAAUUUCAGUGUUCAUUCUAAAAAAUGCAGAUUUUUCUUAGCUUCAUACGUUGACAUUUUCAUACACGUGAACGCAGUACCCGGCAAGGCGUAAAAUAGUAACCUAUGAGCUGUGUGAUUAGUGCUUCACAGUGCAUGUGUGGACUUCACGACACACCCUUCUGUAAGGACCCAACGCAGGGUAGCUGUGGUAGGCAGACCGCCAUGCCAGCCUGUGAUGUUUACGUCUGCGGUCAGGGUAGCUUUCAGAGCAUCUUGUCGCCGGCUCCACGAUUAGCUCUGCUCCAGUGCAGCCUACUUCCUGAUCUGACUUCAGAUUGUGGACAGCGAUUUGAGGCAGCUUAUGGCUCCCUACCUUCCGUCAGUUUGUGUCCCCGUUUCGCAAACGAUGCCCUCUGAACUAUCAGCUAAAAGUACCGGGCCGAAAUUGAUUAGUGAUAACCUAUUGUCUAUCUGAGCUCAGGUGGUUUUUGCCUCACAUUAGUGUCUUGAUCACAGUAACGUCUACUUGCCGGACGAUACCGACGGCGAUUUCUACGGCAAAGGGAGCCGCAGUCUUGGCGACCGCCUCUAUUUGACCCUUUGACAGCUUCGGGCUGGAUGUUUAUUUGCCAUGACUUCGUUUAGUCCAAAUUCCUUAUAGUCCUUCCUCUGGGUCUUGCAGUACACUCUGGCCCCUCAAAAGAGUCUUCGUCGGACUCUGUUAUGUUAAUAAGUUCACAGUUCAUUUUCAACAGACUUCCUUUAAUUUUUGCUAACAUCGUAUCUGUCCGCCUUGUUUAUGUGCCAAGCACUGCUUGAGCGACAGAAUGAGGUAACAAAAUGUAGUUUGUUUCAAUCAGCUAGAAUGACUGGUUAGAUAUUCCAGUACAACUGCCUAUAUUGUUUGCACCAGAAAUUUGGUGCAACUAAUUUCUAUCGCAAACCCUACUCUUGUUCAUAUGUAUGAUGAAAUUUGCGGGUAAGUGCUAAAUUUUUCACACAUUUUGGCGAGUUUUUUUCUGUCUGCCACAGCAGUUAGCAUUCACAGGAACAGCUUGGCAUGUAAGUUGGAGAUUGUCUUGCUUGCAGUCUCGCUUGGAAUUGGUUUGGAAAAAUUUCUCCUUGCCUCCCUCCCUAAGAUACGUCGAAAACUGUUGUUUUUAUUUUACAGUCUGUGGUGGAGAGUUAAAGGCCGAGCUUACAGCCCAGAAUCUCUUCUCCCAUGCCAAGUUUGGCGACCUCGAUUACCCUGUGAACCAGCAGUGCUUCUGGACAAUCAACGCAAGCCUAAAAAACUACACCAUUCUUCUGCGUUUCUCAUUCUUUGAAAUAGAAGAAGAGACUCUUUGCACGUGAGACUUCGAAAAUUUGUCUUUUCAUUUGCAUGCAUUUGCGUGGCAUUAAAAAUUUUCUAAAUGCGACACGGAUCGGAUGUCCAGUCCUUCUUCGAGACUGGUCUUCUUUUCGCUGCCAAUCUGACCGAGUACUUUUUCACGUAUUAUAGAGGCCCAGAAGACCUCGUUGAACCCGUACUUUACUUACUAUUUUUCCUGAAUUAAAAUUCUGGUUUCUAAAUAAUAAAGCCUCGUAGCAGCUGAAAAUGCUUCACUACUUCACGGUUCUUGGUGACGUUGCUCCCCGGCAAUUACUUCAUGGGAUACACCUGUGCGAGCUUUUGUUACCCUGUUGCAUAUAUAAAAAUUUGUGGGCAGCAGUAUUAUUUGGCACUUUAAUGAUUGGAAAUUCAAGCCUUAGGCUGAAGAACGGUUUGGUCUGUGUAGCAUGCUGCAUAGUUAGAGCAUUUGAGGUCAUAUGGGGGUUAGCUCCACACUGUAUGGGGAGAGGGUCCGUCAGACGUCAGAUAUGUGAACUGCUUGUGCUUCAGGCUUUCAGUGAUACUCAUUCACUGGACCUUGGUAUCGAUUUUGGUGUUGUUCACUGCGGGCUUACCAUUAUUUUAUUUAGAUUUCAAAUUGGACGGAAAAUACUGUGUUGCCUACCAGCCAAAUGAUUUGUUUUCAUGUUGAUUUGAAAUAUUUGGAUUAAGGCGGAGUGGUCUUUUUAGUCUCUUGGACAUUUGAAGCGCCCGAAUAGGCAUUCGUCUUAGUCUUAUUAGACACACUUUUUUCGGGUAUUCGCGAAUGUUAUCUUCCAUCUCUGUCAUAUGGUUGUGCAGUCCUUCUGCAGCUGACGUUUUUGUUGGUUUAUUUGCGCUUGGUGAGAGGGGAAGAUUGCUAUAAUUAUCAUUCAUAUGCUAGUAGAGGACGGUUCGGCUAGAGUUUAAAAACCGAAAUCCGCACUAUUAGAUAUUAGCAACGCUCUUGACAGAUCAGGUAUCUUAAUGUAGUCUACGUUGCUUACAGCCGGCCGUCCUUAUGGCAAAUGUUUUCACUUACUCGAUAUUAAAGGUUUUUCAGUUCUCGAGCUGCUAUGAAAUAAGAAGAGGUACAGUUAUAUUCAAAAAUAAGCAAUAAAUGAAAUUUGAAGUUCGUACUCCUCUUAGUACUGACGACCGGGCACCUGGCUGUAAGUGUGAUCAUUAAACGUCAUUCUGGAAUGGCGCUGAUCGACGUGGCCGAAUUGCCAUAAAAACUACGUUUGCUCAAUUUUGUCCGAUAACCUCGAUAUAAACCCGGGACAGCCAGUCACAGUAGUCGAGAGAGUUGCGGAAAAUGACGAGGAGGAACCGGCUAACUAUUUUCGUUAACCAAACAACUGUCAAGUUCAAAUUGGAAAAAAAUUCAGGUAAGAUCGCAGUUGGUAGCCAGGAAUUGGAAGCGGACAGCGACCUAACCCUAAUCCUAACCUUAACCCUAACUCCAACCUCAACAUUAAACGUUAACCGUUAACCCUAAUGGCAACCCUAACCGAAAUCGUAAACGUAAAUAUAGCCCUUAGACAGAGGCGUAAAUGAAAAACCUAACCGUAAUACUGAAACCUAAUCGUACUCUCAAACCCUAACCGUAACGCGAAAACCUAAGCCUAAAUGCAUAACCCUAACCCGAAAAUCGGAAACUGUUAACCGGUACCCUAAUCCGAACCUCAACCGUAAAACGGAAGCCAAAUGGGUCACAUGUGAUUAUGGAAACCCACAAAAUAGCCCCAGUAAACAAACCCCCCAGCCACCUGUAAUGCGGGGCCUAGGUACCAACUGCGAUCUAGCCAAAAUUCACAUUUAAAGUUUUCUGGGUUUGUAUUAGGGUUAUAACUGACUGCAUGAAUAAAUAAAAUAAAUCAGGUGAUUCGAUCCUUUUUGCCUCCUGCUGAAAUUAGAAUUUUGUACGCAUUGCCUCCUCUACUUUAAUGCAGCGAUCUGUGACUGUAAGUCUUGAACUACCAACCGAUAUUUGAAUGCAACGAUGAGAGAAAACUUCAUCUAUGCUACCCCUGAGUACUAAUGCUCAGAAACGAAAAUAAAUGAAGCCAGCUUUUCGAAAGUUAGGGCGGGUACAUUUACGCAAGAUAUAAAAAUUCCAACCACUCAAUUCGCUUUCAACCAUCAGACCGCUAUCUGAAGAGUAAAAAGCCUCACAGGUCCCUUCGAAUCGACUCCAUUUGACUUGAGCACUCUUCAUGCUUCGGACUCGACUAUUAAAAAUCAACCCCCUCCUGUUUUGUAUAAGAUUUGACUACAUCAGCGUGCCUAAAUUGACAGAUAAGUAUAUAUUUUAUGGUGUGAGAUUACACAGUAAUGUAUCCUCUCCGUUUUUUCUAGAUACGAUUACGUCAAACUUUUUGAUGGUCCUGAUGGGUCUUCACAGCGGUUGGGUGAAUACUGCGGCCGAAAAGUAAGAUUAUGAUGACAAUGUUUGUGAAAAUUGUAUUUUAAAGCCCAACUUGCCGCCUCAUAUGUUUAGUAGCUUUGUAAGCCCUAGUGUGCGGUGCUCUCGUUUCCUGACAAAUUUAUGCGACCGAACUUUGGCAUAGGAUUUGUCUUGAAUUCUACAUGUACUAUUAGCUUUUAAACAACCAUAAGUAGAUAGAAUUAAUUUUGGUUUAGCUUCAACAUUUGCAUUGAAAUAAAAUAAGUUUGUGAUGGGAUUUGAGUUUCGCAAACAUAUAACCGGUUUUGCAGUAGCGCACUUGCACUUUUCACCGGAAACAGUUGUUGAGACGUAUUUGACGUCGUAUCCGUGGGCUAGGGUACGUGACUAAUGCUUUACUUAGACCAUUUAUCUGAGCGAGGGAGGUAAAUUCAGGAUGGUCUACUUUAAGCGGAACUCUUCUUGUCUUCAAACUCCGGUCAAUGUACUAUCCCCUGUAGUACGCUUAGCUUUUAUUUCUCUCUGUAAAAACUUGCGCCCAACAUCCUACAUUAUAUUAUACAUGCAUACUUCUUUAAAAAUCAGGGUUCAUUACAGCAGGUUUAAUUGCAGUUUGUGUCAUAAUCGAAUCAAACAGCUGAAUACUCCUUACUUGUGUUCUCUAAAAAGGCGUGAAGUAAACCCCGACGAGAAGCUCGUUUCACGCAAGCCAUGACUUCGGGCCAAAACCUUAGCUAUGGGUUUGCUCAGAUGAUCUUGAUUUACUGCAACUAUGGCGGGUGCUCAAAUCGUCAAAUUGACUUUCAAGUGGAAGAUGCUACUUUAAUUGUGCAAAUUAAUGUCAACCCACUUGUCACAUUGAAGUACAUUACUAAUACCAACACUCACCCUUGGCGGUUGUCCUUGUGAAAAGCGGCUUAUGUGCACACACUUUAGCCAUUGACGCUAGAUACCACCUUGCUGCUGGGUAGCUGGGUUAAGGAAGAGGCCACGCUCAUUUCCACGAGUCUGACGGGGACGUGAUUUUUGAAAGGUCAACGCCGACUCCCUGCUAUCAAAAACAUAACUCCAUUACAUCUCCCUCUUUAUAACGAGUCCGAUUUAGACGUACCGAAUUGCCUGUUUAGCAGAUCGUUAGGACCGACUGCAAAAUCAACAUUACCACUUCCCACGCUUUGCCCCUGUCACGCUGAUACAUAAAGCUGCGUUGGCUGCAACUACAUCGAUAUGAUGUUUUUCUGGGUCGCGUAGCCGCUAUGCCUCUAGUAUGUGUUUUAUGAGGAAUCAACACCACGAAGCGCAACCAAGUCAACAAUAAAGUCGAACCCGCGGCCUUUAUGAUGGCCAUGAAAUCUCAUUUGAGAUGCGAUCUCUGCUGUCUUCGCUGCUACCUUCACAUCCUAUGCCGUAACUGUCGACCAAUUUAACCACAGUGUUUGACUCCUCUGCAAAUUUAGCCUGGCCUUUGAACAGUUAGAGACCUCGCCCUGGGUGAAUCCUCUGGCGACGCAGUUUUGGUUCCUGUUUGUGGAAGUUUUCCACUCUGACUAAUAUACGGAGUCUUGUUAAAAUAUUGGGGGCCGUUUGAAUAUACGCUAAACAUCGCUAUGUGUUUAGCUAGUUGGUGUCCCUGCCUCUGUCUUUUGGGCCCUCGAAAGGCAACUGUCGGUAGCCCGCAUGUGGUUGUAAUCAGCCUUCGAGGCAGAUGUCGCACUGCAUUGGGCUCUCACUCACCGGUGAAAUGCGUGCAGAUAGCUUUUUCUGUCUCCGAGGGUGCUUGCUUUAAAACCGUCAAAGUUAGUUGUGUCUCCAUCAACUGCCUGAACAUUAUUUUUACCACUUUUUGACCAUCGGCUUUCGCCAGAAUGUUUUGAUUAAUUUCUAUGAAUAAGAGAUGAAGUACUUCUGUUUUUAGCCCACUCAAUACAUAGGGUGCAAACUUUACAUGAUACAUGAUGACAGUUCAACGAUCGUGCACGAGGAUGUCAACGGUGUGCUCCACAGCAAGAUUAAGCUGGCACGGUGACUUUCGCGUGAAUUAGUUUAUAGAGAGAGUAGACUUGCACAACACCUACCGUAAACCUCUCCUCCUCCCCAUCUGGGCUCAGUAUCAAGAUAUAGUUAAGAUGACCGGAGGCAGGAGAGGACGCAGGUGGCUGGCACGGCCGGACCCGCACCUAGGCGUAUCACCACACCCCGCAGUCCACAAUAAGCACUUGACCAGGAUUUUAACCAACAACAACAGCAGCAAUACAACGGUCCAGAAAGAGGAGGAUGACUGGGCAACAAUGCUCACAACCUAUAUGCCCAGCGGUAGCGAAAACGCAUCUGCCGCUAGAGAACCAUGUGCCAAAGAACUGCCAGCGCACACCAGGCUGCGAGAGCCACGGUUUGCUUAGUAAGAGCAUAGAAGACGUUCGCACGCCUUAAGACCCAGUUUUGGAAUAUUUUGUUUUCAUCGGCUUUCAGUAGUUCAUGUGAGUCUGAAACAAGUUCUGCGCAUCAACUUGAUUGAAUUUUCAAGUUAUUUUGCACCUGUGUACCAUGAGAGCAUUUGCAACUUCCGACGCCAGCCUUUAUGAGAUAGUAUUCUAAAAUACUUGAAGAAUUCGAAUUUCCAAUAGAAGCGAAGAGACGAGUCCCAGGAAGCAGUCUUGAAGAAGAAGAAGAAGAAGAAGAAGAAGACACGAUCACCGGCUAAUAAAGCUCUUGUCCCGCGAUCGUGGCUUCUUCUUCAAAAUUCGAAUUUCGUUUUGUAAAAAUUAAAGAAAACAUAUCUAUCGGACUGCCUUUGUUUUCCGACAAAUUUUUUGAUAACCCUUCAAACCAUUUUCUAAACCAAAUAUUGGAUUUUUUCGAUACCUUUUUCUGAAUGCUCCCUUAGAUACGUUUUUCUGUUCGUCUUCUUUUUAAAAAACAUUCUUCAUUAUAUUUACGUGGGGAAACACACGCAAGAUAGAUCUUCCGCUCGUGUCAUUACUUUUCAAAGAGUUAUACUAAUUUCGGGUUAAGGGUGGUUCUAACAAACUUUAUUGUCAAGUGGUCGUCAUUGCUUGAGUUGAGAACUACCGAGGAUAUAAAUUCGCAAUCAAGAAGGCUUUUUUCCUCGGUCGGAAUUUCCUCAUCGUCCUUUUCGAUUCCGGUGGAGCACGCUGCGAAAUUCUACAAUUUUCCCUUUCUGACGAUGAAGGCAAGCUCAAUGAAUCCUCAUCCAUGAUUUUGUCGAGUUUCAAGACUACUCUCUCAUUUGCUGAAGAUGGACACUGAUGGACGCGAGACCGUUUAGGCUUAAAAUCGGUCGACUUAAAGAGACCACAUGGAGCUUUAACUUUGAGUUUCCAGAGCCAACGGCGGACUCCUGUUACUUUAGAUGGCGUGGCAUUCUUAUAAAAUUGGAGAACUUGGCGGCUGAGUAACGUUUUCAGACUAUGGUUAUCUGACAUUAAGAUUCAUAUUCAUGGUCAUCUGAGAAAUGAAAACAAAACACGAUGUUCGAAUUUGGCGAUGCAAUUCGUUCUAUUUCAAAAAUUACUAUCGUAUAUGGUGAAGAUGUAGUAUUGUGAUGUCGUCAGGAAUGAAUGCGUCAGUCAUUCCAUAGAAGUCUGCCUUCCACCUUUACUUACAGACAAAAUUCUACAAGCUGCCUAUUUAUAUCUGAACUGCCAUUGUCCCACUCCCCUUUCGUCAAGCGAAUUCGCCGGAAUCUUUUAUUUCGCCGUUACUGCCCCUUCUAAAGCACUAGAUAAGUGCUCAUGGAGGCUUUAUUGAGUGAAGGGAAAUAAAACGGACUUUUAAAGUCUUGCGCUCAUCUAGUACAAGUUAUCGAUGGGUUUAACCAAUUUUUAAUUAACUCGAAGUAGCGUUGUGUGUGUGUGUGUUAGAGCAGAUUAUGGCGCCAUACCCGCAGUAUGUUUUUUGAUGAUCUGCCGCUAUGGGGCCUGCAUCAUUGAUGACCCACAACCGUCACAAUUCCUUUGUUGCCGCCGUGUUUAUGCGUUUCAUUUCCUAGCAACCUGGUUAAGUUUCACCAGCUGUUCCAGUUACGUCUUUUGUUUCAUACUGAUGCCUGAGUCCAUAUGCAUGCAUCCGUGUGUCCUGGGAAUCCAUUUGCAGGACUUAAGCUGGAACAAUGGCCACAUGGGUUUCCUUCAAGGAUAUUAAAAAACUCUUAAGUGACUAGGUAAUAAAAUCGACCAGAGAAUUGGGUGGAAUUGUAGUCGGGGUGUCUUUGUCAGGGUUUUACUGAAGGGCAUAUGAAAAAAACUGGAACCAAAUGGCUGCUUAAAGUUAAGUAUUUAAAUUUGACGCAUUAAGACAUUUCUCUACUUAGCUCUCAACACGCCUUAUCUUUUAAAGAUCGAUGUUUUGGGAUGCAAAGUAGUCGUUUGGUCUUUUAUGGCCUCAAGCAGUUGGAUGAGGUAACCAUAACCUCUGGAAAGUGUUCCAAGGACACGAGGAAUCACACUUUAUUUAUUUUUGUUGCGUAAAAGACGAUGCCCGCAUUAAUUGCCCUGUAAGCUAGUUAAUACUUAUAUCGCGAAUUUUCUUUUCAUAGCUAUAAUACAGACAGGGUUUUUUUUUCCGGAUUCCAGUAUAUUGCAUAAAAUUGACCAGAACAUCUUUUCAUGCAUUUAGCAGAUAAUUUUUUAGUCACUGUUCACCCUGCAGCAGGUCAUCGUGUCCAACAAAAUGAUCUUACAUCCGUGUAACGCAGCAUUUGUAAAAAACCGUCUUUCGCUUUUAACAGUCGAACCUCAAAAGACAAGUCGAUGGGUUAUCAAUUGAGUAUUUUCUGCGGUUGUGUACUUUUCGUAUGUCUGUCAUUGCUAAUGUCCUACCCUGGUUAACACUGACUUACAUACCGGACAGUUAGAAAGUCUACGUUCUGUGGAGGAUCUGCCCUGUCGACCCCCUUUAUUUGGAUCACUUUAACCCCUGAACUAUCAAGUGCUCUUCAUCGGCUCUGAAAAUAAUCGAUAUUCGAUUGUCGAGGUACUCCACGCAAAUUCAACCGGUAGACUGUUGAAGUCUGACACUAGAUGUAUGUUUUCUGGUUUUGUAGGUUUCGUGUUUAAAUAAGUUAUAUUCAAAAGCACUUUCUAAAUGCCAAAAUCACAGAUCAUAUCAGUUUGUCCGGAAAAACACUUAAUUUGUUUGAAUUCUAGUGUUUUCGUCUUGAUGGCCUUAAAGUUGAUUCUCGCAUUGAUGUACAAAUACCCGCAGAAAAAGUACUUAUUCUACACCUUCCUCAACACAUUUUUUUCCAAUUAAAUGUGUGUCAUUCGAAGUACAUUAUAUCCUUUUCUCUCCAGCUCCCCCCGGACACCUACGCAGACUCGGGGAGUCUUCACGUCCAGUUCUAUACUGAUGAUACCAUCAGUGGGAAGGGUUUCCAUGCCCAGUAUAUGCUCGUGCCCUAUAACUCCGCAGAGCACCAGACACGUAUAAACACUCUGGCGAAGGGUACCGACAUGGUCGGCGUUCACCGCCUGAGCCCUCAUUCGCGACCCAUUGAAAUGAUUCAGCAGUACCAUCAGCCAGUGUACAAUCGGCGCCAUGUCCCCACUAGCACGCACGCCAAGAUGGCAGAGGCUUCGACGCCUAUGACCUACGACAACAAGAUUAGCAGGUCUGCCUUCGCCUCCUCUUCCUGGAAGUAUCCUGCCGGAGGACAUCGUUCUCCUUACUACGGUAACGGUCUCGUCUCAAGUGCGCACAGUUCCUUCAGCCCCUCUCGAUUGUCUCUGUCUCAAAGACCGAUGCAAUACGGCGGGCACGUUGUCGGACAGGGAAGUUCCUGGAACAGCGGCAGAACUGCUGACAGUCGUCCAUUUCAGCACUACAACUAUCAGCACGACCGACGAAUGCCACCCGCCUACGGACAUUUUAGAAGGCGCUCAAAUACUGCGCAGAUAAGGACAUCACAGCAACAGUCAUUGCGACACCAAUCAUCGCUCUUUGUUCCCACACAACUCAGCGGCUCCGAAAAAUCGAUCUCUUUUACCUACGGCGCCGAUGGCCGUGGGGAGAACCGGCACACUUCGUGGACUGGUUCUGCUGGAUCUUCUUCUUUACUAAUGAGGAACUAUUAUCAGCAACAAUACCCCCAGCUUCGACCUGACACUGAGUACGGUAUUCACGAGGUAGACGGUGGUACCGGCCACUAUGUGCCGCCCCUCGUACGUCGUCAGGACUCACCUGAAAGGAAGGUCCAAAAUUAUGCAGCGGGUUGGCGUUAA